Molecule: messenger RNA, 1903 nt
Organism: Cucurbita maxima (winter squash)
Lineage: Eukaryota; Viridiplantae; Streptophyta; Magnoliopsida; Cucurbitales; Cucurbitaceae
Product: cyclin-T1-3-like
Exons: 7
Coding region: 382-1767 (461 amino acids)
Biological process (GO): positive regulation of DNA-templated transcription, elongation; regulation of transcription by RNA polymerase II
Cellular component (GO): nucleus; cyclin/CDK positive transcription elongation factor complex
Molecular function (GO): cyclin-dependent protein serine/threonine kinase activator activity
Source: RefSeq, a predicted model, not a curated record
UCAUCGGCGAACUGUGUUUAGCGUUAUUGCUAAAGCUACGAUUUUGAGGCGGCGGAUUCUGUGUUUACCUUCGAUUCUCCAACACCGUUUGUGUUCGCCGCCAAUUUGGGAACUUCAUUGAUCCAUCAACCGAAAGCUUCCGCGUGAUUGCGUGGUUUUGAAGGAACCCAGUCAAGUCAAUUCCAGUCCAAUCGAAUGUUUCUGCAAGUGUUUUGGUGACCGGAAGUUAGGGUUUUGUUUGUAGCUAAAACCAGCGCGCAACCCUAAAUCUUCCGUUCCGGGCAUUCUCACGUUCGUCGGGUUGUUUUUUUGUUCAAUCUUUGAGGAAAGAGUAUGAUCAUUUGUUCUACGGUCACUGCUGGGUUUGUUUGAAGCGAUUCAAUGAGGGGAGAGAGUGAGAGCAUGGCAAGGCAGCUGCCCCAUAAUCAUAUGGAGAAUGACAUUCCAGGAACUGCAUCUACUCUUUAUGUGCAGGAAGAGCAUUUGAACUCUGCACGUAAAUGGUAUUUCUGUAAACAGGAAAUUGAACAUAAUUCUCCAUCCAGGAAGGAUGGAAUUGAUUUCAAGAAAGAGGCUCAACUGAGGAAGUCGUAUUGCUCGUUUCUUCAAGAGCUUGGCAUGAAGCUGAAAGUGCCUCAAGUAACAAUUGCAAGUGCCAUGAUGGUUUGCCACCGAUUCUAUAUGCGUCAGUCCCAUGCUAAAAAUGACUGGCAGACAAUCGGAACAACAGGCAUGUUUCUUGCCUGUAAGAUUGAAGAGACACCAAGGUUUCUGAAUGAUGUUGUUGUUGUGGCUUAUGAGUUGAUAUACCAAUGGGAUCCUUCUGCCCCUAAAAGAAUUAGACAAAAAGAAGUUUUCAACAAACAAAAGGAACUAAUCUUGAUUGGGGAGAGGCUUCUAUUGUCAACGCUUGCAUUUGAUGUCGACGUUCAACUUCCCUACAAGCCACUUGUUGCUGCUCUAAAAAGAUUAGGAAUGGCUGCUGAUCUUGGGAAGGUGGCCUGGAAUUUUGUAAAUGAUUGGCUUUAUACAACAUUGUGCUUGGAGUACAAACCCCAUUAUAUUGCUGCUGGUUCGAUAUUCCUCGCUUCCAAAUUUCAAAAAGUGAAAUUGCCUUCGGAUAGGGGAAAGGUUUGGUGGAUGGAGUUCGAUGUUUCACCGAAACAGUUACAAGAGGUUAUACAGAAAAUGUUGAAGUUAUUUGAGAAAGAUAGAAAACAAAACCCACCACCUUCAAAGACUCAUCAGCCUGAACCUUUAGAUGGACAGACAAGGGUUGAUAGCUCCCAAUCAUGUAUAUCCAGCGUGACAAUUUCCGAUCAGCUUGAUAGUCAUGAUGCCACGACGGAGGCCAGUGACUGCAAUGAGCCUGUACUGCCUAAUUGUUGCCACAAUCAGGAAACUAUGAAUUACUGCAUCAGUCCUGUGGAAGUUUUACCCUGCCAAACAAGCGAUACUGGGAGUUCAAGUAGCGCUAUCGACAAUGGUGAUACUGGGAUUUGUCGGAGUACCGAGGAAAUUUAUACUGAUCAGACCACGCAGUCAACAACUGGUUCUGUAUCUGUUUCUAAGGACUUCAGUAAGAUAAACGUAUUCCAACUCAGGGAGGCAAUAAAGAGAAGACGACUUUGUAGAGUUACAAGUACAAAGGAAGUACAGCCCAUGAGCCCCGAUAUUGACAGCGAAGCAUGGAUCGAAAAGGAGCUGGAACAUGGAAUAGAGUUAGAAUAUGAAUCGUCAUUGAAAAAGAGAAUAAAGGCAUCUUGAAGUUUGCAAUGCUUACUGAUUAAGUAUCAUCAAUAUUUUUCUUGUCAGAGAUUUUGAUUAAUUCCAGGAAAUUCUGAUUCUGUAAGUAUUAAGAUUUUCAGCUUAUUAUUCAUUCUUUUGAUAGUUCUAUCCUCCA